Messenger RNA from Musca domestica (house fly), 8769 nucleotides. RefSeq names its product small G protein signaling modulator 1 (gene tbc). The coding region runs from base 403 to 3756 and encodes 1117 amino acids. The record is from RefSeq and is a predicted model, not a curated record. Gene Ontology annotation, biological process: activation of GTPase activity. NCBI's taxonomy places the organism in Eukaryota, Metazoa, Arthropoda, Insecta, Diptera, Muscidae. Gene Ontology annotation, molecular function: GTPase activator activity. The transcript has 10 exons.
UUAAAACGUUUAAGACGUUCCAAUUUUGGGGCUACGCUGAUAAUAUCCUCAAAAGAAGAAAUAUUCUUAGAAUUGAAAAAGCAAAAAAAAGUAAAGUAAAGAAGAAAAUAUUUAGUGAAUGGCAUUCAAAUAAAAGUGAGCCUAAAGCAAAGCAAGAGGAAAAAGUGUAUCUUUCCCCAAAAAAGCCUUUUGAAGUGAAAUUGCGAUUUUCUUGGGAAAUUGUUAAUUGAAAUCUGGGAAAAAGUGUUUGUGCGUGUGCCAAUAAAACAAGCAACAAUUGUUUUUUUCUGCUGAAAACAGGAUAACUCAGAGCAUUUCCUUUGAAAAAACAAAAAAUUGUGCAAACUAUUUAAAUAGUUGAGAAAAGUUUCGUUGAGAAGAAAUUCCAACAAAAUUAACAUCAUGAAAAUGGUACAGACCAACAAUCCAGAGACAGAUUUCAAGGAACGUCUCAUAUCGGCCGUUAAGAAAGAGGUCAAACAGUUAAUGGAAGAGGCAGUGACGAAAAAAUAUGUCCACGAAGAGAGUACAACAGUUACACAGCUAUGUGCCGCCGUGGAAGCCUGCCUCAGCCAGGGUUUGCGUCGCCGUGCUUUGGGCCUAUUCAAAACGUCAUCGACCACAGCCCUGUUACACAAAAUUGCCAAAUUUUGUCCAGAUGCCGAACAUAUCAGUAAAAUGGUGCAAGAUAUUGAGGCCCAAGAUCCUAGCAAACGUUCCUCGUCGAGCAGUGAAAGUUUUAAUCGCCCUCCCAUGUUGAAGAAGGGCAGCAGUAGUUCGGUGACCAGUGUUAUGAGUGCAAGCUGUUCGUCCAACACAUUGGCAUCAAUGAAAUACCUCUGGAUACGUUUGGCGCUGUACGAGAAGAGAUUGGUAAAAAUCAUUGAAUACCUCGUGGACAAUGCCAGCUCAUAUUAUGACAGAGAUUCACUGGUGGCUGAUUCCGAUUAUGGAUGCAUUCUAAGUUCCUUACUGGUGGGGCCGUGUGCUUUGGAAUUUACAAAAUCCAAAACAGCUGAUCAUUAUUGGACCGAUCCUCACGCCGAUGAAUUGGUACAGCGGCAUCGUAUUAGCUCCGGACGGCGAUCAUCAUCUGUAUCCUCCCGAGCACCGAUUAUAAAUUUCAAGCGAAGUUUAAACACCAGCACUGAUGAGGCAAAUACCGGGACGUUUAAGUCAAUUGCUUCGUGUACCGUGGCCAAGGACUAUGUGGAGUCAUUGCAUCAGAAUUCCAGAGCCACUCUGUUGUAUGGCAAAAAUAAUGUGCAAGUAUUGCCGAAGGACUGCAGCGAGCCUAUGCUGGGUUAUUUGAGUCUACAUCAGCAUAUCCAGACCUUGACCAUAAAAUGGACUCCCAACCAGUUGAUGAAUGGUUAUCAGGAGGCCGAGGAUGAGGAGGAGGACAAGGACUCAUAUUGGGCAUAUGCCUUGAACAUAAAUGUCGAUGACAUUGUCUAUGUCCAUUGUCAUCAGAAUAGGGGUGAGGAUAGUGGAGGAACUGUCAUCUUGGUGAGUCAAGAUGGAGUCCAGAGGCCACCAAUCAUAUUUCCCGAAGGAGGUCAUAUGCAACAGUUCUUAAGUUGCUUGGAAACUGGUCUUCUACCACAUGGACAGCUAGAUCCUCCUUUGUGGUCUCAACGUGGUAUUGGCAAAAUCUUUCCCUGGCCUAAGAGUGUACGAAGGCGUAUCCUACCCUCGGUUAUGGAAUCCUUUGAUGAAACGCCCAUUGAUUAUGUGUUUCGCAUUGUUAGCAAGAGUAAACAUGAGGAGUUCGCUGCUGCCCAUUCUAUUUUGGAUUUUGUGCGCAGUGCUCCACGUAGAGCUCAAUUGAGUAGCUGUUCCACAACGGGUAGCAGUGAUUGCUCCAGCAAAAGUCUUUCCAUUGAUCAGCAUCCACUGGAAUCUCCGCUUCUGCAAACUCAACAGAAUGCCAGUAUUGAAAUGGUCUGUUCCACCAUGAGGAGGCAAAUCAUAUCGCGGGCCUUUUAUGGCUGGUUGGCCUAUUGUAGGCAUCUAUCCACAGUGAGGACACAUUUAUCGGGGUUGGUAAAUGGCAGGAUUACCCCAGAGAUGAAAGCCGACGAGGAGGGUCUGACCGUGGAAAAAUGGAAUGUCCUGAAUGAAAAUGGUGUGGCCAAAAAUGCCAAUGAAGUCUUCCGUUUAGUGUAUUUUGGUGGUGUGACUCCCCAGUUGCGGAAAGAAGUGUGGCCCUAUCUCCUGGGCCACUAUAGCUUUGGUUCCACCCUCGAAGAACGCCUGAAGCAAGAUGAAACCUGUAAACAUUAUUAUGAGACAACAAUGAGUGAAUGGCUAGCCGUGGAUGCCAUUGUCCAGCAAAGGGAAAAAGAGAAAACCGCCAGGGCUGUGGCCAAACUCAGUUCCGGUAGCAAUAGUGGUCAGGACAAAACCGUGCGGGCAGUAGAAAUUGAAAUCGGCGAUUUGGAGAAUGAAGUCUUCGAAGAUAUGUCGGAUUUAUCAGAUCCCGGUGACUUGGAAUUCGAUGAUGAGCAGAAAACUCCAGCCCACACCUCGUCGAGUCAUUUAACAGUAAAACCCAUACCAAGAGCCAUGAAAACCAGCACCGAUUCGGGUCAUGUGGAUGAAAUUGCCGAAGAUUCAGUAUUUGACGAUCAAGUCGCCAGCGAUUUCCAAGCCCCUGCAGCCACCCCGAAAGAACGGCAAGAAUCUGCCUCGAACUCGUCUUCCUCAUAUGACACCGUUGGCAAUGGCUACCAAGGCCUGAAGUCAACUCCAUCUGCUCAAUUAUUAACAUCUGAAGAUAUGGAACCUAAAUCUGUUCUAAGUCCUGAGUACCUGAGUGCAGAUGAUUUUCAGGAACAUUUGCAUGAUGAUCAAGAGCAAGUGCUGGCGUCGGCGGGUAAGGGGGAAGAGCGUGAAUCCACAACAUCGGUAAUUGUUACAAAUGCCUCAGUGGAUGUUGUCAACUGGGAUCCAAGUCCACAGAAAACCACACGACCCAUGUCACCGUUGGAGGAACAAACCGUGCCCACUUCCCUUGAUGCCCUACAGGAGCCCAAGUCAACCUGUGUUUCCCCGGCCAGCUCAAAUGGUGGUGUUUAUAGUAGUGAACUCCUGGAACAGUUUGGAUUGAAUCUUCAUCGUAUUGAAAAGGAUGUGCAACGUUGUGAUCGAAAUUACCCCUACUUUGCCAAUGAAAAUUUGGAUAAGCUGAGGAAUGUUAUAUCGACCUAUGUUUGGGAACACUUGGACAUUGGCUAUAUGCAGGGUAUGUGUGAUUUGGUGGCUCCCCUCCUCGUCAUCUUCGAUGAUGAGUCACUGACCUAUAGCUGUUUCUGCAAACUAAUGGAACGUAUGAUUGAUAAUUUCCCCAAUGGCGGGGCAAUGGAUAUGCAUUUUGCCAACAUGAGAUCGCUGAUUCAGAUACUCGAUUCGGAAAUGUAUGAUCUCAUGGAUUCGAAUGGUGAUUAUACACAUUUCUAUUUUUGUUAUCGUUGGUUUUUGUUGGAUUUCAAACGUGAGCUGGUCUACGAUGAUGUCUUCUCGACGUGGGAGGUGAUAUGGGCGGCCAAACAUGUGGCCUCGGCACAUUUUGUAUUGUUUUUGGCCUUGGCUCUGUUGGAAACAUAUCGAGAUAUUAUUUUGUCGAAUAGCAUGGAUUUUACGGAUGUCAUUAAAUUCUUUAAUGAAAUGGCUGAGCGACACAAUGCAGCGGCAAUUUUACAAUUGGCUCGAAGUUUGGUUUUACAAUUGCAAAUGAUCAUAGAAAAUAAGUAAAAGUUUUUAUUUGACAGAUAUUUUCCCCUAAAGAUACAAUAUUAGAUUCUAUUCACCUGCCAUCCCCUGUCCCUGCCCAAAAUAUUUUAAUUCUUGGGUUAACUCCCCAAAUUUAAGAGAAAAAAAUCAUCUUCCGAUAGUUUAGAGUAGUCCUAGCAAUAACGAUGUCUUAAAACCCCAAAUAUUAAUCCUCUAAAAAUUAUAACAAAUACUAUAUACACUUAUUACCGAAUUCCAUCAAGACAUAUUGGAAAAUGACACAAACAUAUUUAAAACCUGGAACCUACAAUCAUUUUUGUUAGUAGUAUUACUAGAAUAAACCCUAAAAGCGGAUGUAGUUGAAAGUAAAGAAAAACAAAUAAAUUAUUAAAUAAGGUAAAAUAUUUUCAACAACCCAAUAAAGAAAACAUAUAUUUACACCAACAAAAAAUAAUUGAAUAAUAUCCUAAUCACGAACAUUUACGAAUAUACAUAUAUUUAAAUCUCAAACGGAAUAGAAUUAAAGAAGUCACUAUAUAUUUCAUAGAUAAGUAAAAACUUGAAAACUUGGAGCUAAAUUAGGAUAAAUGUAGCGAGAAUGACGGAAGUUGAAAAAACAGUUAAAAAGCGCAAUCGGUUCUGCCGAUAGAUGUAAAUAUGUUUUCAUUAACAUUAUGAUUAUAUGCAAUAAUGUCAUACGCCAUAAUUAUACCCUCCAACUUGAAAGGGAGGGUAUAUUAACUUUGUCAUUCCGUAUUUAACAUCCUUAAAUAUUCGUCGUAGACCCAUAAAGUAUAUAUAUUCAUAAUCAGCAUGAAAUUCAAAGUCGAUUUAAUGUUGUCCGUCUGUCUGCCUGUCCGCCUGUCUGUCUGUUGAAAUCACGAUACAGCCCACAUUAUUUGACGUAGAGCGCCAACAAUUUAGCAGAGCAAUUUGUAUUGUGUCUAGGAUGGUUGGUAUUGAAAAUGAGAUAUAUCGGUCCACGUUCUGGUAUAGUCCCCAUAUAACGGUACCUCCCGAUAUUCGGUAUUUUGAUGGUUUUCGCCACAUUUUUUCACGGAUUUGUCUGAAAAUUGGUAUUUGUAGGUCAUAACGGUAGAUCCCUGUGCGUGUGGCGAGUCAUUGUAAUUAUAGGUCCACGUUUUGGUAUAGCCCUCAUAUAACGGUACCUCCCGAUGUUCGGUAAUUUGGUGAAUUUUGCCUCAUUUUUUCACUGAUUUGUUUGAAAAUUGGUAUUUGUAGGUCAUAAUGGGUUCUAGCUCCUUUGGCAAAACGUUGCAUGUGUAGGUCCACGAUAUAACGGUACCUCCGAUAUUCGGCAUUUUAAUGGUUUUUGCAACAUUUCCUCUAAUGUUUCCUUUACCCUAAGGUGGAGGGUGUUAAAAGUUUGGCCCGGCCGAACUUGAUGUUUUUUUACUUCUUUUUUUUUUUUAAUUUUAUUGAAUGAAAGCAAAAAAUGUCGGAAAUAGCAUCAAAUUUUAGAAUAAGUUUAGAUUUGGUCGAAUUGGUCACCUUUGGCACGAAUUAUGGCCUUCAAAUGGCCAAUGAAACCGUCACACGCUGCCCGAAUGUUGCUCUGCAGUAUUUUUGCCCAUUCCAGGCGAAGCGCUUGCUUGAGGUGAUCGACACUUUUAUAUUUUUUAGUGCCAACCUUGCUUUCCAAAAUACUCCAGACACAAUAGUCCAAUGGAGAUUUUUGUGACCAUUCUGCGCUGGAAAUGAAGCUCAUUUUGUAACCAUUCUAGUGCUGAGUCCUGUUGGAAUGUCUAAGGUCUGCGACCAAAAUGUUUGCGAGCCCAAUGCUUUAAUAUACCCUCCAGAAUAUUUUCUCGAUAAUAUUCGGUAUUUAUUCCGAUGCCACGGGCGAUUAAUACGAGCGGAGAGCGACCAUCGGCUGUUAUGGCGGCCCACACCAUCGUCAUUGCCGGCGCUUGUGUUCUGGUGGCCAAGCGAAGCAACUAUUUAGAUUAUUUGAGUCUACUUUCUUUCUGUUGCGGUGUAAGUUCUUGCACUUUUCGGAAUUUCAAUGGCUUUACCCUGAGUUCGUUUUUCACUAUUUGCCGAAUGGAAAAUUGCGAUAUGUUCAGGUCAUAAGCUAUUUUUCGGCCACUGCGACGAGGGAUCCGAUCAAGUCGCUUCAUUACUUUUCGAACUAUUUCUGCUGAUGUUGCUGUUUUCUUCCGUACACUUCCUUGAAAUUGGGUUAAGCUACCAGUAUCAUGGUAACGAGCGAUGGUACGAUACACAACAGAUUUUUUCACGUUUGAUGGGGGAGAUACCAGAAAAAGUUCGCCGAUGUUCUCCAUCUCCGAACUCAAUUUAAGUUUGACAAUAAUAAAACGAUGUACCAAAUCGGACAUUCCCUUUGAGAGUUAUUGUGCGCACCAACCAGACAGACGGACGAACGGGCGGACACCCCUUUGAACGACUCUAAAUGUCCUGAAACGGUAUUGGUCCAAAGAGACCUAGGGUCUAAAUUCGUUAUUUCGUUUGCACGUUUUGGCCUUAUCAAAUGAUAUAUAUCCUCUGUUUGGCUGAGGUUAUAAAAAUGGGAAAAAGUGAAAUAGCUUCGUUUGGAACUCAAAACGUAGCGUAAAGUUUUAAGUUAAAAUUUUGAAUCGGAAGUUAAUGCUGAAGGGCAGGAGGUGCUGACAAGUGACAUAUUAAUAACUAAGUAUCAAAGGCCAAAACUUAUAUUACGAUUUACCAAGUUUGGACAAAAUCGGAUGCUCUCUUCGAGAGUUAUCGUGCUCACCAACCAGCCAGCCUUGCCCCACAACAGGUCAAUAUUUUCAAUAACCAUGAAGCUCACUAAAAAGGAAUUGAGUAUUUGAUUAUUUUCAAAUACGGCACAUCUUAAUAUGUCCAUAAACGAAGGAUAAGGCGUGAAGAUGGAUUAUAUCGGGCUACUCCUUUUCAUUCCGUACCCACAACGGGUCCAAAUUUUGAAUAGUUAUAAAACUCAAAAAAAGGCUACAAAAUUAUCCCAGUCUCUUAAAAUUUCACACAUCUAAAAUUUGAGCUAAGAAAAAAAUCCCACAUAGAGGGUCAACAGUUUGAACAAUCAUAACACAAGUCGAAAUAUAUUUUAAUAAACGAGUAUUAGCUGAGGUUAUACAUCUGUCGGCAAAAUCGACGUGUGCAUUUUAAUUUGUUAAUCUUGUAAUUCCUGCGUAAAAUUCAACCAAUUAUAAAGGUUGUUUUAAAUAUCAACAAAAGAACAAGUUAAAAAGCAGUAAGUUCGGCCGGGCCGAACUUCGAAUACCCUACACCAGUUGGAACGAAUUUAAAAAUUUUUAAAAAAAUUAAAUCCUUAAGAAAAUUCUCUUAAAAUUUUAAAAAUGCCGAAUAUAGCCGUUAUAUUGGGUGGACCUACAUAGUUAUAUCGCAGCUGUGCGAAGACCUGGAUCAGCAUAGACAAUUUUCUGUCACAGGCUAUAGCAUCCAUUACGAACUUCAAAUACGACAUCUCUAACAAUUUCGGUGGGUAUUGUACCUAAACUUGUCAAAAUACCGAAUAUAGAGAGGUACUGAUAUGUGAGGCCUAUACGGAGACCUGGGCCUCAAAUACAAAAUUUGAAACAAUUCCGGUGAAUAAUGUCGCUAAAAUCCUCAAAAUACCGAAUAUCGGGAGGUACCGUUAUAUGGGGGCUAUGUGAAAACAUGGACCUACAUGGCCCAUUUACGAACUUAACCUGCCUACUAGAAAAAUAAACACGUGUGCAAAAUUUUAGCCUUCUAUCUUAAUUCGUUCGAAAGAUAGCGUGAUCACAACAGACGGACAGACAGACAUACAGACAGACGGACACUGCUUAAUCGACUUAGAAUUUAACGCUGAUCAAAAAUAUAUAUACUUUGUUGGGUCUGACAUGAGUAUUUCGAGGAGUUACAAACGGAAUGACAAAGUUAAUAUACCCUCCAUAGUAUGGUGGAGGGUAUAAAAAGCAUCGUAUCUGGAAUAAACUUGCGAAUGAAAUAUAAAAUAUAUUGUGAUUUCUUAAAUUCCAAACCGUGAAAAUUUUGCUCAAAAAUAUAACAAAUAAAUCAAAUAACUAAUACAUGAACAAAGGCAGCUUUCAUAUCAAAAAUAAAAGAAUUUAUUUUUUCGAAUAAAAAAAUCAAGGAACCGAAAGCACACUAUAGCACUAUUAAAAUGUUUGAAUUUAAAAAGAUAUAACCGAACUUUACAAUAACAACUUAAUAAUCCUAUUGUAGUGGUAACUACUUCGAAUAAAACCAAAAAGGAAGACAAUUACAAAUCAUAAUCAAAAUUAGAAGAGCUCUGGCGUAUUGGCUCCAACUAACAUAGUCCUACAAAAAGACCUACAUAUUUAUCUGGAACAAUCUUUGAACUUUGAAAAAAUAUCACACGAUCUAUACCACAAAGAUAUCAAUGUUGUAUGAUUUACACGUAUUUUUUUACUACGACCAUCAACAACAACAAUUCUUUAUGAGACUGUUAUAUUUUCUUUACUUUAUCUAUAACUGUUAGAAAAUCUCUAAGAAAAGAAAAACCAAUGCCAACCUGAAAUAUAUGAAAACGUGGUAACAAUAAUUGAUUAAAAACAAAUAAUAUUUAAAACACACACACACACACACAUAUAUAAAUACAAUUAAAAGUAAAAAAAAAAAACAAAAAAUCAUUGUGUCCUUGUGUACCUUAUAUGGAACAAAAUAUAAAAACAAAAAAAAUAUAUAUGAAUGUAUUUGAAAAUACCAAUACAACCACAACAAUAACAGUGAGCGAGAGAGAGAGACAGCUAAGCCUUUUUACAGACCUUGAACAAAUAAAACCAGUUAUCGAUUGUUAAAUAUUGAAAUACCGAGACGAACUUAAGCAGAUUGUAUUUGAAUCCAGUUGACUUUCUGUCAGAUAUCUCCAUAUAUAUACAAAAGAAAAUUUCCCAUAUGUAUACACCACAUAACAUACUGAAUGUAUUUCCUAUUUACACUUAAAUAAUUUUAUUUAUUAUUUCCUUUUUCGAUUUAUAUAAAAAAAUAUUAAUUAAUUUGUAAUAUUUUUUUGGUUUAUAU